AUGAAGAUAUACGCUGCCGCAAUACUGUCCUCGUUGGCAUCGGCCGUAGUUGCUUUUGAGAACACUGUGCCAUGCUUGAUGUGGUCGCCUAAAGACUAUUUGACACACGUCGCUGGUCAACAAUUCGUCGUCGAAAACGAGGCGGCCGUUUCUACCAUCUGGUCUUCUCUUUCGUCCGACAUUUGCGAUGCCAACGUCGUAGCUAUUAUCGACCAACCCGGUAUUCAUUUGAACGACCUUUCGCGUUCGGAUUCGUUUACGGCUAUUAAGCAAUACCGUAAAGAUGCUGUUACGCGUACAGAAGUCGAGUAUAUCGCUGAUCAUGUCAACGUGAACAAUCUAGCAAAUCUGAUUGCGCAAGAAUGCGAGGGCUCUAUUGUAUAUGGAGAUCACUUGUCAAAUGGCGAUAAUGAAGCUCCUACCGUGGCAGUCUUGUCCUUGCCCAAUGCAGAAGAUACAGAUGCCUUGCAACAAAAUGAUGCCAAGGUAGAUGCGUUCAUUCAAUCUGUCCAAGAACACGCUACUGAUAACUAUGCAGUCAUUUAUACCUCGAGCUCGGCCAAGAAAUCGCCUUCCCACAUGCGAAAGCGAAGUGUGCUUCAACGCCGAGCACCACCUGCUGAAAAGAGCAGACCUAUCUUUGCCAAAUACCAGUUGUUCUCGCCAGCCGUGUUCAUGACCUUUGCUAUUGCCUUUAUUGUGAUUGCUAUUGUUUCCGUUGGCCUUACCUGGCUUACUGGGAUCCAGACCCCUAUCCGUUUCGAAGGAAAGCCAAAGAAGAACUAA
Messenger RNA from Zychaea mexicana, 786 nucleotides. RefSeq lists its product as uncharacterized. Gene Ontology annotation, cellular component: endoplasmic reticulum membrane. The coding region runs from base 1 to 786 and encodes 261 amino acids. The transcript is spliced from 7 exons. Gene Ontology annotation, biological process: fungal-type cell wall biogenesis; (1->6)-beta-D-glucan biosynthetic process. The record is from RefSeq and is a predicted model, not a curated record. NCBI's taxonomy places the organism in Eukaryota, Fungi, Mucoromycota, Mucoromycetes, Mucorales, Lichtheimiaceae.